AUGCAAACUGACCAUUCGAUUAGCUCGCCGUGGUGGUUGCUGCCAUUCUGCAACGUCGCACACCCCUGGCCUUGGGCAACCUCAUGGGCUCGAGCAUCUCCAACAUCCUGGGCGCGUUCUCAUUGGGUCUACUGUUCCAUCCGACUCGAAUUGACUUUGAUCGGGUGCCAAAAAUAUGCUGCAGUGCUUCUCGCAGUUACGACGCUGUUCGUGUUGCUGGCGCUCUUCAACCAGCUGAACAAAAUAGUCGGCAGCUUUCCGAUCGCAUUAUUUGGCAUAUAUGUUCUCUCAAUCUUCUAUGCCAUCUACAUAGGUGUUGCAGCCGCACCUGAGCUCGCGGACAGCGAUAGUGAUGCAGAAUCGACCGAUGGCGUGGUGAAUUCUAUGACUGAAGCGACUCCAUUGUUAGAGUCUCAGUCAGGCCAAAUCCCAGAACGGUCGACUACGAGCCUUCUGUAUCACGUCACCCAGCUACUCUUCGGCCUCAUCGCGCUAUCACUGGCUGGAUAUUUUCUGUCGCACAGUGCCGUGAGCAUUGCCGAUUCCUUGCACCUCUCCGGAACUGUUUUUGGUCUGACCAUUGUGUCGUUCGCCACCACCUUGCCUGAGAAACUGAUUGCAGUCGUCAGCGGGUCUCGUGGACAUGUCAACAUUCUGGCAGUCACUACUGCAGGAAGCAAUAUCUUCCUCUUAACUCUCUGUGCCGGCGUGGUGGCACUCGCCGGUGAUACAAGGAAUCAAUCAGACACGUUUGUCCUGUUCGAUCUGAUCACUGUCUGGGUGUCAUCCUUGGGCUUCUUCCUAGUGGUUAUCCUUGGUCUGGGACGGAUAGCCGGUGUGAUAUUCCUUGCUGCAUAUGUGACAAUUUUAGCGCUUGUUUACUGUGUGCAGAAGAUGAGUAUUACUCACACUAUCGAAAUAGAUUCCGGCUGUCGAAGGAGAUACAGGUAG
This is a messenger RNA of Aspergillus fischeri NRRL 181, 951 nucleotides long. RefSeq names its product sodium:calcium antiporter. The transcript has a single exon. The coding region runs from base 1 to 951 and encodes 316 amino acids. The record is from RefSeq and is a predicted model, not a curated record. Gene Ontology annotation, cellular component: membrane. Gene Ontology annotation, biological process: transmembrane transport. NCBI's taxonomy places the organism in Eukaryota, Fungi, Ascomycota, Eurotiomycetes, Eurotiales, Aspergillaceae.